This is a messenger RNA of Spodoptera exigua (beet armyworm), 1692 nucleotides long. The record is from the annotation of a GenBank genome assembly. Lineage: Eukaryota; Metazoa; Arthropoda; Insecta; Lepidoptera; Noctuidae.
UUCAAUUUCAUUCAUUCAAAAAAUCAUUCAAUCUCAAAAUGGCGUUGGACUAAGUUGUGCGUUGUUGUUACUUUUUGUUUUUGUAAAAUUUUAAAACUGUUGACAUAAAACUGAGGUUAACAUGGGUCGUUCGCCCAGCCCGCGGCGGCGCGAUGAUAGGCGCAGAGAUCGAGACAGAGACAGGGAUAGAGACCGAGAUAGGGACCGCGAGAGGCGGAGGCCUCGCACCCGGUCCCGUUCGCGGUCUCUGGACCGUCGGCGGCGCUCCCCGGACCGCCGACGCAGCCCCUCGCCGCGCCGCCGCCGCUCACGCUCCGCAUCACCUGGACCCUCCACAUCCUUCGUGAAGCCCAAGAAAACGUUCGGCGAGCGCCCGAUCGUCACCCCAGCGGAUCUAGAAGGUAAAACUCCUGAGGAACAGGAAAUGCUUAAAGUUAUGGGCUUUUGUGGGUUUGACUCCACUAAGGGUAAAAAGGUUGAGGACAAUGUCGAGGGAGACGUCCAUGUGGUGCUGAAACGUAAGUACAGACAGUAUAUGAACAGAAAGGGCGGGUUCAACAGGCCUCUGGACUUUGUUGCAUGACUCCUCGGUGAACGCACAGCGAGCUCCUUCGCAACACUACUAUGUUGGUCUGUUCUAGAAAUAAGGCUGAUAUGUGAUAUUUUUGAUAGCUCGGUUUUAUGUGAACAUUAUUUACACUUGUUUUACAAUUAGUUUAAUUAAAGGCAUCUAUAGGUGAUAACAAGCCUAUUCCACUAUUAUGGGCCUACUCGGCUCAAUGCCAAUCUGCAGUCUGUUAAAAAGCUGAUAUUUUUUCACACAAGAUCUACAAUCAAUUCUUGCACUACCAAUUUUCUGACCUAGACAUCAGUGAUUCUAUUUAGAUCCUUAUUGGAUUCACAUAUAAUCCAAUUUAAAAUAUAUAAUUAAACUUUGUGGAAUUUAAAAACAUUUCGGUAAUGAAUGUGUCAUUAAUAAAUGUUCCAUGGGCAUUAAAACAUAAUAUUACAUGGGAACCAUCAUGAUAACAUCAUAGGAUGACAAAAAUAUUAUUAUCUUUUCCGAGUAAUACGUAAUUAUCUCCCGUAGACCAGUUUUCACCCUUACUCAUGUAGAAAAAAAUAUAUGUAAGUACAAUGAUCUUGACCGUUACUUUGUACCAGCUUUCUUUUAUCAGAGAAAGUCUCUCAUGGUUUCUUGGCAUUGAAAUUGGACAAAACCAGUUUUUACACAAAAGUUCUUUACAAUUUUUUGAAGGUUAUGCUGUAAUUUAGGAGUUUUUGCAAUCGCAUAAAGCGUUUCUGGUCUUUUUAACUGUCAUUUUGUGGUUUAAUAAUUCUUACAGGAUGUAAAUUUGUCUGUUAAUUUAACUCAAAUUUAGGGUGGAGUGGUUUGAACAAUGAUGAUAUUGAAAUCUGUUUGAAAAAGCUUUCAAAAUCAUAUUUGUAAAUGUUAUAUUUAUAAAUAUGAUUUUAAAAGUUAAUUUAAUCGUUAUUGCCAUUUCUGAUAUUGAAGGCUUUAAUAGCAUUGUUAAAAUUUCAACUCAAACCUUUAAACAGAUUUAUAUUAACUAAUGCCCAUAUUUAGACUCAAGAACAUCUCAUAAAAUCUUUUCUACAUGCUAAAAAAUAAUAUACUAAAAUCAAGUGCAAUACCAUUUUUUUUAUAAUGACAAUGUGUUCCGAACUUAC